Messenger RNA from Geosmithia morbida, 672 nucleotides. RefSeq names its product DJ-1/PfpI family. The transcript has 2 exons. The record is from RefSeq and is a predicted model, not a curated record. Lineage: Eukaryota; Fungi; Ascomycota; Sordariomycetes; Hypocreales; Bionectriaceae. The coding region runs from base 1 to 672 and encodes 223 amino acids. Gene Ontology annotation, molecular function: glyoxalase III activity.
AUGGCGCCCAAGAUUCUCGUCGUCCUCACCAGUGUGGACAAGAUGGUCGGAAGCGGCCUCCCCACUGGCUGGUACCUGCCCGAGCUGGCUCACCCUUACGAGGUCCUGGAGCCCAAGGCAGAGCUCGUCUUCGCCUCCCCCAAGGGCGGCGUGGCCCCCAUAGACCAGGGCUCCGUCGAGAUGUUCAAGGCGGACCCGGUAUCGACCGAGUUCUACGCCAACAAGAAGUCCGUGUGGGAGAACACCAAGCCCCUCAAGGACUUUGCCGACCGCGUAUCCGAGUUCGACGCCGUCUUCUACCCCGGAGGCCACGGCCCCAUGUUCGACCUGGCCACCGAUGCCGUGUCCAUCAAGCUGAUUGAGGACUUCGUCAAGGCCGGCAAGCCCGUCGCCGCCGUCUGCCACGGCCCCGCCGUCUUCGUCAACGUCCCCGGCCUGCUCCAGGGCAAGGACGUCACCGGCUUCAGCAAUGCGGAGGAGGAAGCCGUCCAGCUCACCAGCAGCAUGCCCUUCCUGCUCGAGGACGCCAUCAAGAAGGCCGGGGCCACCUACGUCAAGGCUGCCGAGCCCUGGGCCGAGAAGGUCGUUACCUCCGGCCUCGUCAUCACCGGUCAGAACCCCGCCUCCGCAAAGGCCACCGGUGAGGCUCUCGCCAAGGCCCUCGGCCUCUAA